This is a messenger RNA of Penicillium riverlandense, 864 nucleotides long. RefSeq lists its product as uncharacterized. NCBI's taxonomy places the organism in Eukaryota, Fungi, Ascomycota, Eurotiomycetes, Eurotiales, Aspergillaceae. The transcript has a single exon. The record is from RefSeq and is a predicted model, not a curated record. The coding region runs from base 1 to 864 and encodes 287 amino acids.
AUGGACUCUUCCUCUUCCAUCUCCAUUCCCUCCUCCGACUCAUUCGCUGCCGCUGCCAGCCCCUACUUUGACUCUCUAUUUCGCCGGCGCCAGCAAAAGAAAAUGAGCAUCACCGAAACCUACUACCUAGCCCACACGGCCCGCAAGAAGCUCACCCGUGAAGCUUCCCGGGCCGACCACGACCUGCGCCUGCUGGUGGGCCACGCCAACCUCCUCGACUCGCUCAUGGUUGAUCUGGCCGAUGCCGAGCACGAGCAGGAACGCUGGUUCAACCAGACUGUCCACGGCGCCGCCAAAGCCCAGGACGAGCAACAACCAAAGCACAUCCAAUGGGCGACCACCACGAUUGUGGAGGAGCCUGAAGAGGACUGGGAUCCUGAGGAUGCCUCCGAUCUGGACUCCGACUACAGUGACGAAGACGAGGAUGAGGCCGACGAUGAUUAUGACGAGCGCGACUUCGUCAUCACCACCCCGCCGUCCCGGCGGCGCGCCCCCUCGCCGGUGGCAGUCAUCCACGAACAAGAAUUGAUGGAGGACGACGAUGAUGACGACACAGACUCAGAUUUCGAGUACGACGACGCGGAGGACCUGGACCAGCUGAGUCUCACUCGCACACCGUCGCGGGCGUCGCAGUCACCGCCCGAGUUGCUGGCCGACUCGGACGAUGAUUCGGAGGAUGAUAACCUGCCGCCCUCGCCGCCGCAGCCUACUAUCGAGGUCUUUGAUGAGAAGGCUGCCGCCGCCGCUGCUGUUGAGGCCACGGGCCUGUCGUCACUAAAGGACAAUCAUCUAUUCGAGGAGCAGGGGUAUUACGUUUCACCAUCACCAUCACACCAAGAGCAGACUCUCAUCGAGGCAUACUGA